Molecule: messenger RNA, 1532 nt
Organism: Glycine soja
Lineage: Eukaryota; Viridiplantae; Streptophyta; Magnoliopsida; Fabales; Fabaceae
Product: F-box protein PP2-A13-like
Exons: 3
Coding region: 356-1237 (293 amino acids)
Molecular function (GO): protein binding
Source: RefSeq, a predicted model, not a curated record
ACUCUGUCCACGUCCCCUGAAUUGGAAAUUCUUUUCUUAUUUGGAACGUUGAAGAUUUAAGGGACAUAAAAGAAUUUCACUUUAUCCUUUUUCCCUCACACGCACACACGCUUGCACCAUUUGUUUGUUUUUUAAAAAGCAAAAACCACCAAAUAGUGCCUUUGCCAUUGCCCUCUCCUCCUUAAUCCACACCGCAACAUCAAAAAAUGGAAGAAGCACUUUCUCCAUCAUCGCAGCUUUCUCCUUCUAUCUCUCACCUACUUUAUCUCCUCCUCCUUUACCUAUAAACCAAUUAAACAACACUUGAUCACAACAACUCUCUUUAGUAUAUAUAUUAAUCUAUUUUUCUUGAGUCAUGGGGGCUGGUGUUUCUUCAACUAAUAAAGCUGAAAAGGACGGAGGAGGGUCUAUUUCUUCGUCAUCAAGAGAUUCAAGACCCGGUCUUGGUGACUUCCCAGAGAGUUGCAUCUCCUCCUUGUUCAUGAAUCUUGAUCCACCCGAUAUAUGCAAAUUGGCAAGAGUGAAUAGGGCCUUUCAUCGAGCUUCCUCAGCUGAUUUUGUAUGGGAAUCAAAGUUGCCACCGAGUUACAAGUUUCUUGCUAAUAAAGUUCUUGGUGAAGAAAAUAUUGCUACUAUGACUAAGAAAGAGAUUUAUGCAAAACUUUGCCUACCCAAUCGUUUUGAUGGUGGUACCAAAGAAGUUUGGUUGGACAAAUGUAGUGGGCAAGUUUGUUUGUUCAUGUCAUCCAAAUCCUUGAAGAUUACAGGAAUAGAUGAUAGAAGAUACUGGAAUUAUAUUCCAACUGAAGAAUCCAGGUUCCAGAGUGUUGCGUAUCUUCAACAAAUGUGGUGGGUUGAAGUGGUCGGGGAGCUAGAGUUCGAAUUCCCUGUGGGUAGUUACAGCUUAGUUUUCAGACUCCAAUUGGGCAAGGCCUCCAAGAGAUUGGGCCGGCGCGUGUGCAACGUUGAUCAAGUGCAUGGCUGGGACAUCAAGCCCGUCCGAUUCCAACUCUCCACAUCCGACGGCCAGAGUUCACUCUCAGAGUGUUACUUGCGUGGGCCUGGGGAGUGGGUCUACUACAAUGUUGGAGAUUUCGUGGUGGAAAAGCCCAAGGAGCCAAUAAAUAUCAAGUUUUCAUUGGCCCAAAUAGAUUGCACUCACACCAAAGGUGGCCUCUGCGUAGAUAGUGCCAUCAUUUGCCCAACGGAGUUUAAAGAAAGACUCAAACAAAGUUAGCUAAUUGUUAUAGUUUACACAGUUUAAUUAUACAGUUGUGGAAAAGGAAGGAAAAAAAAAACAUUGUUUUUAUUUUUCUUAACAGAAAUUCGGUAUUAGUAGAAAGUACUCAAGUAGUAGCCCUCGUUUUUUGGUGGGUUUGAGUGUUCUUUUGCAAAUUACGUGUAGGAAUGACUAAUUUGAAAUAAUAAUGCUAACUCGUGCAGUUAUAGAGAGUUUCUUGUUCUUGUUGUAAUGUAAUUUCUAAGAUUUCAUUUAUAAUGCAUUAAUAGUAUAAACAUUUUUUACACCAUUA